Messenger RNA from Episyrphus balteatus (marmalade hoverfly), 6130 nucleotides. It is a transcript of the gene eIF4G2, whose product is annotated as eukaryotic translation initiation factor 4 gamma. Bases 676 to 5679 code for a protein of 1667 amino acids. Lineage: Eukaryota; Metazoa; Arthropoda; Insecta; Diptera; Syrphidae. Gene Ontology annotation, molecular function: protein binding; mRNA binding; translation initiation factor activity. The transcript is spliced from 5 exons. Gene Ontology annotation, cellular component: eukaryotic translation initiation factor 4F complex. The record is from RefSeq and is a predicted model, not a curated record.
UGUCUUUUACUCGUACGAGUUGAGAGGACGCUGUGUGCUCUAUUUUCCAGAAAAAUUGACAAACAAUAAUUUGUCAUAAUUUAUUUUUUUUGCAACUAAUACCGUUGUUUAAUUGAAUAUUAUUUUUACCAACAAAUGCAAAAAAAAAAACAUUCAUUCAUUAUAAAAUCAAUAAAUAUAUUGAAAAAAAACUUUAAUAACUUGUGCAAAAAUUAUCAAUCUCCCAAACGAAUCCAACCAACGAGGAGACGAGACAGUUUUAAAAAAGAAAAAAGAGACUUGUCCGGUGGUGACAGACAACGCCUUCACGAAAUAUUUUUUUUUAUUAUUUUUAAUUUAAUUUUUUUUUGUUAAAUUUUUUUCUAUUUUGAUUUAUUUUUUAUAUUUUUAAUCAAGUGUCGCGAAAUAUAUAAUUUGAAUAUAUAUUUUUUUUGAUUAAUUUUUUACUUUGGGUUGAAAAAAGAAAAGAGAUAUCUUUUUUUUUCUUUUGUAUUUUUUGUUCUUUGGUUUUUUUUUUUUGUUUUAUUUGUCUCGCUCGUCUCUACUAAAGAAGAAGAAAAUUGAAAAUUGAUUUUCCAACUGAAAUACAAAAAAAAAAGAAAAACCAAUAAAACCAAACUACCAAUAAUCAAAACAGAAAGAACCACAAACAAAAGGUUGCGUAAACAUAAUCUUAUGUACUGGUCGACGGAAGACCACCACCGCCAGAAUUAUUAUACCAAUUUGCAAAGUGUCCAACAUCAAAAUGGACUUCAACAAGCGACGGCGGCGAUGCCGCCGCAUCAACAACAACAACUCGCUUCACAACCGCCUCAUCUACAGCAGCAGCAACAGCAACAACAACAGCAGCAACAACAACCACAACAACACCAACAACAUCGGCCAGCUCAACAAAUUCAACCACCACAUUUUGCAAAUCAACAACAGUUCCAACCACAUCAUCAACCACAAUGGGCCACCGGAAGGCCGCCUCAUAUCUUGACCGUACCGCCUUUCAUGCCCCAAUAUCCCAAUAACGUGCCCAGUUCAACGCAAUUUUGUGCCCCAGCACCAAAUUACUAUCAAACACAACAACAAUACCCGCAAGCAUCAGCAGUUGCCGCUGCACCACAGCAGCAGCGGCAAUGUUUGCCACAAGGGUGUACCGUGUAUACAAUGCCGCCACAAGCGACUGGCUUGCGACAGAAUGUUAUAACACAACCACCGCCAAACAUAAUGACGCCGACAACAUCAACGGCACAACAAUUGCAAGUGCAAUAUUUCUCGACAUUCUGUCGGCCGCCAUUACUGGGACAACAGACCUAUGGCCACAUGAUGACGGCUCCAUUAAGCAGCGAGACACAUAUUGCAAAACCCCGCAGACAUGCUAUCCCUAUAAUUCAUCCCGAAACAAAAGAGAACAUCAUGGAGAAGAAAUACCGCAGCAAUGAAUCACCUGAUGUAGAAGUUACUACAACAGCAUCUUCAAUCACAACGACCCCGUCAUCCACAUCUAUCGAUGAGCUUAAAAAAUCACUCAAUGAUGCCAAGGAGGAACAACAAACGGCGAAAAUUGAUGAUGUUGAUGAUGUGCCACAGAAAGAGACCGAAGAAAUCACAGAGGAAGAUAUAACGGAUGCAUCACCAGCACCAGCUCUUGAUCACGUUGAAUCGAUUGAGCUUGAUGACGAAGAUGUGGAAGAAGAGGCCACACAGCCAGAGACAGAGGCAAUUGAAAAUGAGAGCAAAACGCCAUCCGAAGAAGAAUUGAUGAUGAACGAAGACGUCGUCGAUCAGACACCACAAUCUCGCACAAGUUCCAUCAUUACAACAACAACAACAAAUGAACCAACUGAACCAAUUGAGAAGAUCAGCAGUGGUGAUGAUGACGAGGCAACCGCAUCAGCUUCUCCUCCAUCAUCAACCACCACCGAAGGAAAUAUUUCAACUGCACCUUUACCAAUGGAACCCGAGGAGAAACCCGAUUCGAAUGAGGUAGUUAGCCAAUCAUCACCAACAAAAGUAGUGAUUUCGGAUGGAAAAGUCGGUAAGAAAAAUAAAACACAAUCAAUUGUAACUCCAACUGGAACUCGAACACCAACCCCUACGCCACCACCAGCGCCUACUCCAUCAACAACAACCCAAACAACAACAACAACUAAACCAAUUUCAAAGAAGACAAAAAGAAAUAACAAACGUCUGAAAGAAAGUCAAAAGAAACAAAAAGCCGAUUUGAUUAAAAGUGAAAAUAAUAAUACAAACAAGGCUACCAACCAAAAUGAGAAUCAUAAGGCUAAACCUAACCUACAAGCAGACAAAUUCACCGAUCCUUGCAAUUCAACAAAUAGACUGAAAACAAAAGCCAAAGAAAGUAAUAAAAACAGUAAAAAAGAGGGAGUAGUAUCAACAACAACAUCAACAGCGACAACGACACCAACAACACCUACCGAUGAUGUUGAAGUUGUUUGUUCUGCAACAACUACCACAACAACAACUCCGACGACGUUGGACGCUCAUGAAAAAAGCGAAGAAAGCUCCCUUCAAGUUGAUGACUCAACAGAAACCCUUACCUAUGACGAAAACGAUCAUUCAGCUUCGUUGCAGCCUGACGAUAGUCCCAAAUUAUCCAAAUCAGAAGAAAUUGCCUCCGAAAUACUUGGACUCAAAUCAACUGAUGACAAUGAAUUGCUCUUUCUCAAUAGCUCUAUGUCUGGUUAUGAAGAGGAUAUAUCUCCAUCGUCUCCAACAAAACAAACACGUGAUGAUGACAAAAUUCAAGAUAUUCUCUUCGGUGACUUUUCGGAAAUAGAAAAUUCUCCUCAAGAGUUGUUAUCUGCUACUGCUUCUAAGGAAUUAAAUGAACAAUCAAAAGAAAACAAUGACGAAGAAAAUGAAGCAGCUCUACAAAUUGAUGCUGAAGAAGAAAAUGAAGGACAAACUUCGGCAAGUUCAGCAGUAAAUGAAGAAUUCAAAGAGAAAAGAUAUACACUACAAGAAUUGAGGUCUCUUGCAAUGGAACCAGCUUCCAAACUUCCACCAUCGUUUAGGGGACACAUUUGUGAAAUAAUUGGAAAAAAUCCUGCAGCCGCAGGAGUAUCAUCACCACAUCAACAAAAUAAAUUCUUCCCAACACAACAGAUGUCUUAUAAGGAUUCGAUAAGUAUAAAUCGAAAGCGAAAUAAACAACAAUUCCAACAGCAGCCCCAACAAAACGAAUACCAACAACAACAACAGCAGCAGCAACAACAACAACAACAACAGCAGCAACGAAAUCCCGGUAUCAUUCGAGUAUACCUUUCGCUCAAUGAGGAGAUCAAACUGGCACAGAGUGAAAAUGCCUGGGUUCCACAGACAUUAACUGACUUUGGUCCUAAAUCUGCUGAGGAGGAUGAUGAACAAAUUCUAAAGAAAAUUCGUGGAAUUCUCAACAAACUGACGCCAGAGAAUUUUGAUAAACUCCUUCAAAGUGCAUCCAACUUCCCAAUGAACAGUGUCGAAAGAAUAAACAAAUUAAUGCUGUUGAUCUUCGAAAAGACAGUAAGCGAACCAAAUUUCGCACCGACUUAUGCUCGAUUCUGUAAAUUCCUCUUCAAUCCUGAAGAUUCUAACCAUGUAAUGUUCAAGACCAGUUUGGUCAGACGCAUGCAGGAAGAGUUCGAUGGCAAUGUGAAUAAUGCCAAAGCCAAGGAGGCCAAACUGAAGCCCUUAACGGAGCGAUUAGCAGCUGCCACAGAUCCCAAGGAGAAGAUAGAAAUUAAAGCAGAGCUAGACGAUCAGGAGUUCCAAUUUAGACGACGGGCCUGGGGUACCGUGCGUUUUAUUGGUGAAAUGUGUAAAAUGGGCUUCAUUCGAAUAGACCGAGUGUGUGCUUGCGUGGAGACCCUGCUCGAUGUCAAAUGCGAAGAGAAACUCGAGUUUAUGUGCAAAUUGCUGAGCACAGUUGGGCCUCAGCUUGAAAAUGCCCACCUGCAACCAGGAUAUGAAAAAGAAUGGGCAAUCAAACAACGGUUAGAUUCAAUAUUUGCUAAAAUUCGACAGGUAAUUGAGAAGAAGAAUCAAGGUGCUGGACAGAAGAUCAGCAGUAGAGUUCGAUUUAUGAUGCAGGACAUUGUGGAGUUGAGGGCUCGAUUGUGGGAUCAAAAAGAGUCUACCCCAGUGCCGUUGUUAUCGCGAGAGGUUUCACCAGCUAUUACAAGGGCACCGCCUUCUAAUCAACAACAGCAACAACAACAACAAAGAGGAUCUCGCAACUUUAUGCCCGCUAUGUCAGGUGGUAGCUAUGACAAGAGGAGACAGCAACAAAAUCACGAGUCUCAGCAGAAAACCCAAUCAAUAGACCGCAAUAAGCUUUCGUUUAAUUUUAGCGAUGAGAUAAAACUUUGCAAUUCGUCGCCAUUGAUGUGGCAAGUAGCUAAAAAGACCUUGCACAACCGAGGAUCUUCACCUGCCAGCCAAAGCCAACAUCAAAGCCGGUCUGUAUCAACUGAAACCAAGCAACAGCAGCUAAUAAAACCAGUGCAGCCGGAACUUCAGGAUCUUAACGGAGAUGAGUGUGAGUGCCUACUAACUGGACUCAUCGAAUUGGUCACAUACGAAAAAUCUCCAGCGGAAUGUUUUGCCAAAUGGAAUUCCAUUCCAACACCUCACCAAGCGUGUCUCAUCAACUAUGUCCUCACAGAUUAUCUGCAUUCGUUAAAAUUGAAACGCCAUGAACUCGAAAUCUGUUCACAGCUCUUUGUCAGUCUAUUCAAAGAAAAACUAAUCACAAACAAAACCUUCAGAGAGGGCUAUGAGAAAUUCAGUGAAACAUGGGAAGAUAUUCUUCUCAAUGAUGUGCCCAAGGGCUGGGAAAAUUUCUUUAGAUUCCUUAGUCCAAUUCUUCACCACGAAUUGGUAACAAUCGAUGCUAUUUGGGAUAAAAGAUGGUUCAACACACUCUGCGGCGAUAGAUUCCUUCAAAGCAUGAUUGUGCAUUUUACAUCUGAAUUCGGAGCUAAUUACAUGCGAUCCCUGUGGGAUUACAAUAACUUGCGAUGGGAUAUGUUUUUACACGAAGACAGAAUUCCAAACUUUGUUACGACAAAUCGUUUUGAAUUUAUCGAUAAUCAUAAAUAUAUUCCACCAAUGUUUAGUCAGCGUACCACCGACGAUCUGGUGAAGCGCAUCGAAGAGCUCCUCGCACAAUCUGGUGAAGAUGUCGAUCUUAUAAUCGAUUUUAUAAGUACGAAUGUGCGUAUUGACUGUAAUUUCGUUCGUAGCCUAACAAUGUUCCUCUGUGAUUAUUCUGUGAUUAUUUAUACUCCCAACAUAAAUAGUAGUAGUAGUACUAAAAAAUCUUCUAAAACAUCAUCAUCUGAUAACUCCUCCUCCUCCUCCGCCACUUAUAAAUUUCGAGAAGAAAUAUUUACUAAGAAAUGCAUACCGCUAUUAACUUUAUGCAUAGAUUCGAAAGAUGAACGUGAAUUGAGUUGUCUCAAUGCCAUUGCUGAAUGCAAGAGGUUAGAUUGUAACAAAUUUCGUGUAGAUUUGAUAAAUUCAAUAUUCGCAGAACUUUAUGGGGAGGUUAUAUCGAAGGAAUCAUUUGAAAAGUGGCGUGAACAAUUGUCGUCGUCGUCAACAAAUAAAGAAGACUUAUCGAAAGAUUUAGAAGCGUUUUUUAGAAAUAGCAGCAAAAAUACACAGGAACAAUUUAGCAAAUAAAUAAAAAAAUAUUACAGAAUAAAAAAAAAAGAAAAGAAAAUUUAAAAAAAUCGCAGUCGUAACAAAAUAUAAAUUAAAUAAAAAAAAAAUCGCAAAUAUAAGCAAUCGAAUUGCAAACCAAAGAAAGAAAAAAAAAAUAAGAAACCAUUUUUAAUUUUUUGUUUGUUUUGCAGUCCAAAAUUCAAAAUAAAUCAAAUUAAUUGAAAAAUUAACAAAAAAAAAAAGGAAAUUUUAAAUUAAAACACGAAAUUUAUAAAAAACAAAGAAGAAAAUAAAAAAAAAAUAAAACAAGCUUUAAGCCUUUAGUACCAAUAGGUUUAAUAACAAAAACAAAAUUGAAAACAUAAAACAAAAAAAAAACAAACAAUAUUAUAAUAAUAAAAAACGAAAUUUCAAACAGAUAAAUGUUUUGUUAUAAAUGGAUAAAAAUAAAUAUUGCAAAAUAUGCAAA